This is a messenger RNA of Phodopus roborovskii (desert hamster), 1753 nucleotides long. It is a transcript of the gene Mecp2, whose product is annotated as methyl-CpG binding protein 2. Lineage: Eukaryota; Metazoa; Chordata; Mammalia; Rodentia; Cricetidae. Gene Ontology annotation, molecular function: chromatin binding; methyl-CpG binding; double-stranded methylated DNA binding. Gene Ontology annotation, cellular component: heterochromatin; nucleus. Gene Ontology annotation, biological process: negative regulation of transcription by RNA polymerase II. The record is from RefSeq and is a predicted model, not a curated record.
UGGCCGAGAGGGCAGGACACGACGUCGACCGUGCGUGGUCCCGGCAUCGGUUGCGCGCGCGCUCCCUCCUCUUGGAGAGAGGGCUGUGGUAAAAGCCGUUCGGAAAAUGGCCGCCGCCGCUGCUGCCGCCGCCACCACCGCGCCGAGCGGAGGAGGAGGAGGCGAGGAGGAGAGACUGGAAGAAAAGUCAGAAGACCAGGAUCUUCAGGGCCUCAAAGACAAGCCCCUGAAGUUUAAGAAGGUGAAGAAAGACAAGAAGGAAGACAAAGAGGGCAAACAUGAGCCACUACAGCCUUCAGCCCACCAUUCUGCUGAGCCGGCAGAGGCAGGCAAAGCAGAGACAUCAGAAAGCUCGGGCUCUGCCCCAGCAGUACCAGAAGCCUCUGCUUCCCCCAAACAGCGGCGUUCCAUCAUUCGUGACCGGGGACCCAUGUAUGAUGAUCCCACCUUGCCUGAAGGUUGGACACGAAAGCUUAAGCAAAGGAAGUCUGGCCGCUCUGCUGGGAAGUAUGAUGUAUAUUUGAUCAAUCCCCAGGGAAAAGCCUUUCGCUCUAAAGUGGAAUUGAUUGCAUACUUUGAGAAGGUAGGAGACACCUCCUUGGACCCUAAUGAUUUUGACUUCACGGUAACUGGGAGAGGGAGCCCCUCUCGGAGAGAGCAGAAACCACCUAAGAAGCCCAAAUCUCCCAAAGCUCCAGGAACUGGCAGGGGUCGGGGACGCCCCAAAGGGAGUGGUACUGGGAGACCCAAGGCAGCAUCAUCAGAAGGUGUUCAGGUGAAAAGGGUCCUGGAGAAGAGUCCUGGGAAACUUCUUGUCAAGAUGCCUUUCCAAGCAUCGCCUGGGGGCAAAGGUGAGGGAGGUGGGGCUACCACUUCUGCCCAGGUCAUGGUGAUCAAACGCCCUGGCAGAAAGCGAAAAGCUGAAGCUGACCCCCAGGCCAUUCCUAAGAAACGGGGCAGAAAGCCUGGGAGUGUGGUAGCAGCAGCUGCUGCAGAGGCCAAAAAGAAAGCUGUGAAGGAGUCUUCCAUACGCUCUGUGCAUGAGACUGUACUCCCCAUAAAGAAGCGCAAGACCCGGGAGACAGUUAGCAUUGAGGUUAAGGAAGUGGUGAAGCCCCUGCUGGUGUCCACCCUUGGUGAGAAGAGUGGGAAGGGACUGAAGACCUGCAAGAGCCCUGGCCGAAAAAGCAAGGAGAGCAGCCCCAAAGGGCGCAGCAGCAGCAGCAGUGCCUCCUCACCCCCUAAAAAGGAGCACCAUCAUCACCACCACCAUUCAGAGUCCCCAAAGGCCCCCAUGCCACUGCUUCCACCUCCACCCCCACCCCCACCUGAGCCUGAGAGCUCUGAGGACCCCAUCAUCCCCCCUGAGCCCCAGGACUUGAGUAGCAGCAUCUGCAAAGAGGAGAAGAUGCCCCGAGGAGGCUCGCUGGAGAGUGAUGGCUGUCCCAAGGAGCCAGCUAAGACUCAGCCCAUGGUCGCAGCAACCACCGCCACAGUUGCAGAAAAGUACAAACACCGAGGGGAGGGAGAGCGCAAAGACAUUGUUUCAUCUUCCAUGCCAAGGCCAAACAGAGAAGAACCUGUGGACAGCCGGACGCCCGUGACGAGAGAGUUAGCUGACUUUACACAGAGUGGAUUGCAAAGCAAACCAACAAGAAUAAAGGCAGCUGUUGUCUCUUCUCCUUAUGGGUAGGGCUCUGACAAAGCUUCCCAACUAACUGAAAUAAAAAAUAUUUUUUUUUCUUUCAGUAAA